AUGGCAACAGUUCAACGGGGACCACAAUCGUCGCAACCACAUUCUCUAUCCAAAUCAUCUCCUCGAACCACAGGCCUCCCAUCACCUUCUCCCAUGUCUCCAACAAAGAUCCCAACGAGAGCUACCUCAAUACACACUCCAAGUGUCAUGGAUGAUCUUCGUGGGAAAUAUCAAUCGCAGCUACAAAACAAAUUAAUGGAGGCUAGAAAACAAGGAAGUUUAUCUCGUGAAUUUGAUCACUCUACUAUGAAACCUGCUGCAGUGACUUAUUCAAGUAGAGGACAAGUGUCUGAGUAUGCUUCUGGAAACGAUUUCACGUCGAUGCAACAACAGAUGCAACAGCAGCCAGAUUAUCCAGAAAAUGAUCUAGUGACAAGAAGAGGAACUCUACGUGCCUUUUUUGCGGAAGUCAGACAACGACUAGCGAAUGGUGAAGAGGCUCCUCCUAUGCCUUCCUUUUCAUCUAAAACAACAGCAUCGUCAAAUCAACAACAGUCAACUCAGCCAGGAAAGAGAGACAGUUACAUAGGGAACGAUAAACCAAUCCGUGAAUUCUCAUCAAACCCAACAUCAAGAUCAGUUGGUGUUGCUCGUCCAAGAGUUACCAGUAUUUGGGGUGGUGUUGAAUCUGGAUCUGCUAUUCAACAACAGCACCAACAAGUUAUACAAUCACCAUCAUCACAGUCACACUCUCCAGCAAAUCGUAGUAUUCCAGAUCCAUAUGGACCACGGGGUUCUAUGAUACCGUCUCCACAAACUGCUCCUUCGCGUGGAGCACCGUGGAGUCCGGUAACUUCAGCAGCACCACGAGACGCAUUUGCUACUCGACCUGCUAGAUCUGCUCCUCUCAAUAACACGAGUAAUAAUCAUACACCACCACCAGUUAAAUGGGAUGCUAAUGGGCAUAAACUGGGUCCAGAUGGAAAGCCUGUUAGGAGGACCAAGUCGCAUGUCACACCGAAUAGCCAACGCGCUCCAUUAGUUAAUGAGUCAGUUUCAGCAAUUAUACCACCAGCAACGAAUUUUAUGGAGGCUGCUGAAUCUCAUAGACCUGAGAAAAAGUCAACGGCAACAGUCAAAAGACAUACAUCACUACACAACAACAAGGCAGCUGAAGAAGUAGCAUCGUAUUCAGGGUCGAUGGGGCUAGCAGUUGAUACACUGCGUGAUGACAAUGUAGAGUCAAGUGCUAGUACAUUAGCUCCAUCAGCAAUGCAGAAACUUGCGCGGUCAAAGUCUUCAAAGUCUCGACCUCCUCGUGUUGAAGACUCGUAUGACGAACCUGUUGUAGAAUCACCAGCACCAAAAUCAAAAUCAAGUAGGAGGCCACCACAAGUCAAGACUGAUUUCGAUACAAGCAUAUCAGCACCCACAUCACCAUCCACACUCGACGACAACAUCAACGAUGGUCGAGUACCAUGUCAUGUAUGCCAUCGUAGAUUUGCUGGUGACAGAUUACAAAAACAUCAAGUUAUUUGUGAAAAGAGUGCCGCCAAGAAAUCUGGUGGUGGUGGAGCAGACUUUGAUACGUAUAACAAUGUGGAGCCUAAAUCACCAACACGACAACAACAAGGAAACUCGUCAAAUUCAAAUUCACCGACACGUCAAGAAUACGAAGAACCAUCUACGCCAACGCUAGUACGCAAACCUGCCAUCAGACGACAAAACAAGUCGCCACCAGCUGCUACCCAACAACAACAAAAAGACGCACAAGACGCAAUCCGACAUACUGAAUUCAGAUCAUCGUCACCACCAAUCCCAACUCUCCAAAAGAAACCUGCCGGCGCCAUCAACAGUUUCGACGAAUACCCCAUAGCACCAUCAAACAACCCGAAUCCAUUUGGUCCAGAAGCAGUAGCACCAGCCAGGAAUCUACAUUUCGAAGAAUGUAGAGCAUGUGGACGAUCAUUCGCACCAGACAGAAUCGAGAAGCAUGAAUCGAUAUGUGGUAAACCUGCCACGAAUAAAAAGAGAAAGGUCUUUGAUCCGAGAGCUAUGAGGGCUAAGGGUACCGAACUGGAAGAGUAUGCUGGUAGUAGUGGAAAUAGUGGAUUGAAAAAAAAGAAUAGUAUGGGUGCCAAAAAGUCUGCUGCUGCUGAACGACCUAUUGAAGCUAAAGGUGGUGAAAGUAGCUGGCGUGAUAAGCAUGACGAACUGAUAAAAGCCCUCCGAGCAGCAAAAGGCCUCCAAAACCAUCUCGCUGCCGGUGGUAAAGCCUCUGACCUCCCACCUCCAGAACCAGCCAAGAACAAUGGUGUCGAAUGUCCUCACUGUAGUCGCAAAUUCGCUGUCGCGUCUUUGGAACGUCAUGAACCUAUAUGUGCAAAGACAGUACAUAAACCGAAUGGACCACCUGGCAAACGUGGCGGUGCUAGUAAAGCAAGCACUAAACCAAACCCAAAUGCUCCAAUGAGAAGAUAA
Messenger RNA from Synchytrium microbalum, 2421 nucleotides. RefSeq lists its product as uncharacterized. The record is from RefSeq and is a predicted model, not a curated record. Bases 1 to 2421 code for a protein of 806 amino acids. NCBI's taxonomy places the organism in Eukaryota, Fungi, Chytridiomycota, Chytridiomycetes, Synchytriales, Synchytriaceae. The transcript is spliced from 2 exons.